AUGUCAUCAGUGUCCUUGAACAAGACAAGUAGUUCUAGAAGCAGUUCUUCGAGAUCAAAACAGGGAGCUCGUGUGGUUUCGCAGACACCCUUUGAUGCAAAGCUAGAUGUAGACUUUAGAGAAUCUGUAAAACGUUUUGAUUACUCCACCUCUGUUGACUGUAAUAUCUCAAGUUCAACUAGCAAUGUCCCCUCCGCCACUAUAUCAGCUUACCUCCGGAAUAUGCAGAGAGGCCGGCUCAUUCAACCAUUUGGUUGCUUGAUUGCUAUUGAUGAGCAAACUUUUAGUGUUCUUGCCUACAGUGAAAAUGCUCCAGAGAUGUUGGACUUGGCCCCCCAUACUGUUCCAAAUAUCCAGCAGCAAGAAGCUUUGACUUUUGGAACAGAUGUUCGCACGCUCUUUCAGUUCCCAGGUGCUGCUGCAUUGCAGAAAGCAGCUAAUCAUGGGGAAGUUAAUCUUUUCAAUCCCAUAUUGGUGCAUUGUAAAACUUCAGGUAAGCCCUGUUAUGCAAUUCUGCAUCGAGUUGAUGUUGGCUUAGUAAUAGAUUUAGAACCAGUAGGUCUAGAUGAUGUUCCAGUCACUGCUGCGGGGGCAUUGAAGUCUUAUAAGCUUGCAGCCAAAGCCAUCUCAAGAUUGCAGUCCUUGCCAAGUGGGGAUAUAUCAUUGUUAUGUGAUGUUAUAGUGAAGGAAGUUAGAGAUUUGACGGGGUAUGAUCGCAUAAUGGUGUAUAAAUUUCAUGAAGAUGAACAUGGGGAAGUUGUUGCUGAGUGCCGUAGACCUGACCUAGAACCUUAUCUGGGUUUGCACUACCCAGCCACUGAUAUACCACAGGCGUCAAGGUUCCUCUUUAUGAAGAACAAGGUUAGGAUGAUAUGUGAUUGUUUUGCCCCUUCAGUUAAAGUAAUUCAAGACAAAACAUUAGUUCAGCCAUUGAGUCUUUGUGGAUCAGCAUUGAGAUCUCCUCAUGAUUGUCAUGCACAGUAUAUGGCAAACAUGGGUUCUGUUGCAUCUCUUGUAAUGUCUGUGACAAUCAAUGGCGACGAUGAUGAGACGGAGCAUGAUCAACAGAGGGGAAGAAAAUUGUGGGGUUUAGUGGUCUGCCAUCACACAAGUCCUAGAUUUGUUCCGUUUCCUUUAAGGUACGCAUGUGAGUUUUUGAUUCAAGUCUUUGGUGUACAGAUCCACAAAGAAGUGGAGUUGGCUGCUCAGUCAAGGGAGAAACAUAUUAUGAAAACACAAUCUCUGCUUUGUGACAUGCUCCUUCGGGAUGCCCCUCUAGGUAUUGUUACUCAGUCACCUAAUGUGAUGGAUCUUGUUAAGUGUGAUGGAGCUGCAUUGUAUUACAGGAAGAAAUUGUGGUUACUUGGGAUCACCCCAUCCGAGGCACAAAUUGGAGAUAUUGCUACAUGGCUUCUUGAAUACCAUAGUGAGAGCACAGGCCUAAGUACUGAUAGCCUUAUGGAAGCUGGCUAUCCAGGUGCUUCAGAUCUUGGUGAUGAAGUUUGUGGAAUUGCUGCGAUUAGAAUUACUGCAACAGACUUCCUCUUUUGGUUUCGGUCCCACACCGCGAAGGAAAUCAAGUGGAGUGGUGCAAAGCAUGAUCCUGAUGAGAAGGAUGAUGGAAGAAAGAUGCAUCCCAGGUCAUCAUUCAAGGCCUUUUUGGAGGUAGUUAAGCGACGAAGCACACCAUGGGAAGAUGUAGAAAUGGAUGUCAUCCAUUCACUACAGCUGAUAUUGAGAGAAUCAUUGCAGAACAGUACUAUAAAUGAUUCCAAAAUGAUUGUGACUGGUCCAUCAGUUGAUGACAGGAUGGAGAGAGUGGAUGAAUUGCGUAUUGCCACAACUGAAAUGGUUCGACUUAUUGAGACAGCUGCAGUUCCCAUUUUUGCUGUUGAUGUUACUGGUAAUAUAAAUGGUUGGAAUAACAAGGCAGCUGAACUAACAGGAUUAGCUGUUGAGCAAGCUAUUGGUAUGCCACUAGUUGAUAUUGUGGGGGAAGAUUCAACUGAAGUGGUGAAGAACAUGCUCUCAUUUGCAUUACAAGGCGUAGAGAGGCAAAAUGUUGAAAUCAAAUUGAAAACAUUUGGUCAUCAAGAAAAUGGAAGUCUUACAAUUUUGGUGGUUAAUGCAUGUUGUAGCCGAGAUAUAAAGGAAGAUGUUGUUGGAGUUUGCUUUGUUGCCCAAGAUCUUACAGGAGAAAAGAUUGUUAAGGACAAAUACACUCGUUUACUAGGUGAUUAUGUUGGAAUAGUGCAAACCCCCUCAGCACUGAUUCCUCCUAUAUUUAUGACGGAUGAAAAUUGUCAUUGCUCAGAAUGGAACAAUGCUAUGCAAAAUUUGUCUGGCUUGCGAAGGGAAGAAGCUGUUGGUCAAGCACUCCUUGGGGAAAUCUUCACAACUAGCAAUUUUGGCUGUCGUGUUAAAGAUCAUGACACAUUAACCAAGCUUAGGAUACUGUUGAAUGGGGUACUUGCAGGCCAGGAUGCCAGUAAAUUGCUUUUCGGGUUUUUUGAUCUACAGGGUAAUUUCAUUGAAGCACUACUUUCUGCUAACAAAAGAAGUGAUGAAAAAGGGAGGAUAACUGGGGUUUUGUGCUUUAUACAUGUUGCUAGUCCAGAGCUUCAGUAUGCUACGCAGGUGCAAAGAAUAGCAGAGCAGGCUGCAGCUGAUAGUCUUAGGAAAUUGGCCUACAUUCGUCAAGAAAUCAAAAAGCCUUUAAGUGGGAUUAUGCUAAUGCAAAAUCUAAUGGGGUCUUCUAACUUAAGCAAAGAGCAGAAGCAGCUACAUAAGAAGAGCACAUUGUGUCGGGAACAAUUGAUCAAGAUUGUUGAUGACACUGAUGUUGAAAGUAUGGAGGAAUGCUACAUGGAGAUGAAUUCUGUUGAAUUCAACCUUGGUGAAGCAUUGGAGGUUGUUAUAAAUCAAGUUAUGAUCUUGAGUCGGGAGCGGCAGGUGCAGGUCAUCCAUGAUUCACCAGCUGAGGUGUCAACCAUGGUUUUGUAUGGAGACAAUUUGAGGCUACAACAAGUUGUCUCAGAUUUCUUAACCAAUGCAAUCCAUUUCACGCCUUCUUUUGAUGAAUCAACUGUUGGUCUCACAGCAAUUCCAACGAAGGAACGUGUAGGGACUAAAAUGCACAUUGUUCAUCUAGAGUUUCGAAUCACUCAUCCAGCACCAGGAAUGCCGGAUUAUUUGAUUCAAGAGAUGUUUCACGACAGCCAUCGCGUCUCAAGGGAAGGGCUAGGCUUACACCUCAGCCAAAAUCUGGUGAAGAUUAUGAAUGGCACUGUACAAUAUCACAGAGGAGAGGACACAUCAUCCUUUAGAAUCCUCAUAGACUUUCCGCUGGUUCACCACAUUAACAGCUGAUAUGUCUUCUCCGAGGAUGAGAACACUGGCUGCAGUGGACUCACACUUAACCUCUACUAGAGAUUAGGGAGUGCUGGAGAAUGUUAAUAAUAGCAAAUACAAAUCAAGUUGAUGGAGGGCCUAUCCCAAAUUUGUGUUUGAUUAUAAUCCUGAUCCAUUUAGAAAAAAAAAAAAGAACUUCCUAGACUACCAAUGUUC
Molecule: messenger RNA, 3567 nt
Organism: Fragaria vesca subsp. vesca
Lineage: Eukaryota; Viridiplantae; Streptophyta; Magnoliopsida; Rosales; Rosaceae
Product: phytochrome C-like
Exons: 4
Coding region: 1-3369 (1122 amino acids)
Biological process (GO): detection of visible light; protein-tetrapyrrole linkage; red, far-red light phototransduction
Molecular function (GO): photoreceptor activity; protein homodimerization activity
Source: RefSeq, a predicted model, not a curated record